AUUGACAUCGAAUUAUUUAAUAUUGAUAGUGAACAAAAUUGGAUUAAAACCAGUAUUUUAGCUAAUUUCCUUUUAUAAUUAAGGUAAAUUAUGUAUUUAGUACAAAUUACAUUAAUUAGAUUGGAAACAACUACGUAAAAUUGACAGUGAAAGAACCAAACCAGCUGUGUGUCCGAUACAGACAACAAAGCAAAGGUAUUUCCUACGGUCCAAAUUAAUUUCCCACCUCUAUUUACGACUUUUCUACUGAUAAUAAUAAUUACUGGAAAAUUAAAGAAGAAGAAAAAAGAAAAAAAGAAAAAAAAAAGAAGAGAUGGGAAGUUCAUCUUCAUCAUCCACCAUAGCUCCUCUGCUUCUGAGAAAUCUGGUCACUGCAAUUUUCAUCCAUGCAAACAAAUCCUUAAUUUCCUUUUCACACAAGUACAAGUUUCUCGAGCUUUUACGCUGUUUUAUAGUCUCGGUUUUUCUCUUCUUCCUCGGCCUUUUGCCUUCUUUCUUCUCCUGUUUGUCCCCUUCUCAGCACAACGAAUAUUCCUCCAGUUGCCCUAAUUUUACGUCCAGGAGGGACGACGACUGUUAUGGCGGCGGCUCAGGUGUUUCGAGGGCUUUGUCCCAGCUAUUGUCGAUAAUGAACGAUAUUCCGGUGAGUUCUAGGAAAUACGAAGUGGUUAGAUCGUUGGCCGAGAAGCUAAUCGACGAGAAUUUAUUGGAGAAUAAUCGAGCCUUGAGGGAGGUUAACUGCUCCGUGCUGUCGGUGGCUUUCGCGAGAUCGCUGAGUCAGCUCGAGGCCGCUCUGGCGGAGCAGGGGCGGAGGAGCUCCGGCGAUGGCGCCGGAGACUCCGCGGCUGGGGAGGGCGAUUUGUACGAUUGCAGCGGCAAGGGGAGCCGUUUAAUGAAGGGGGUUAAGUACUAUGGAGUCGCGGCGUGGCGGUACGCCAAGUCGAGGAGUAGUGAGAUGAGGCGUUGUUCGGGUGAGAAGCUGGCUGCGGAGCUGCUGUGGCUGGCUCAGAAGAUGGCGGCGUCUGGCUGUGCGGAAGAAGCUGUUUGUAAGUGGGCUUCGGCUUCGAACUUGGCUUGGCUCGCUUUAUCGGCUGAGCCGCGGCUUCAGGGCUCCCUCGUCAAGGUCUCAGCAUUCUUGAUCAAGCAAGCAAAAGAAAUGGGGAAGGAAGAAGAAGAAGAAGAAAAAGAAGAUCAAGAAACGAACACACCAUCAGAAGAGCAACAUAUAAGACAAACGAAGAUGAAAAUGCUAAUGUCGUGGCUGCCCCUGCUGUGUCGGGCCAACAACGGCACUGAUGCACCGAUUCUAAGUAUGGGGGAAAGGGCAGAAAUGGAAAGAAUAUUGGAAGCAAUUAUCUCGACUUUGCGGGAAGAAGAUGAGCAAGAAUGCGUGUUGUCUCUUUGGCUCCACCACUUCACCUACUGCCCCGCUUCCGACUGGCCCAAUCUCCGCUCUUGUUACACUCGAUGGUAUAGUGUCACCCGUGCCAGGCUCGUCUUAUCUUCUGUUUAGCUCUGAGGAAAAAAAAAACGAUAAUUUGGAUUCUCCAUUUCAAUUCUAUGUUUUUGUUUAAGUAGGAUGAUCACAAGAUUUUCGAUUAUAACCAAAGAAGAAAUGACACUUUCAAGUGUAUGAAUUGAAGAUAUAUUAUUGUUUUGUAAGUUUUGAUAUACUUAGCUAGAAGGAAAUUUCAUGUAGAGGAGUUAGAUGAUAUA
Messenger RNA from Erythranthe guttata (spotted monkey flower), 1716 nucleotides. RefSeq lists its product as uncharacterized. The record is from RefSeq and is a predicted model, not a curated record. NCBI's taxonomy places the organism in Eukaryota, Viridiplantae, Streptophyta, Magnoliopsida, Lamiales, Phrymaceae.